AUGCGAUUCCUUGGUAUUUUCGCCGCACUGUCCACAGUACCUGCCGUCGUGCAAGGCAUUGGCGUUAAGCCGGGCCGGAUAUGCAACCUGGUCACCUUCGGGGACUCCUACACCGAUGUCGUCAACACCGGGUACAAAAGCGUAGCGUGGCCAGCGUACGUCGCUGGAUCCGCCGGGGUGAAGCUGUUUCCGUUCGCCCGCUCGGGCGCGACGUGCUCGAACAAUAUCACCCUCCACCCGACCCUCUCGGUGUUCGAGAGCCAACUGCCGCAGUACUUCGAGGAGAAGGCGAACGGGACGACGCGACUGGACCCAUCGAAGACGGUGUACACGCUGUGGAUCGGUACCAACGAUGUCGGAGCCAACUCCCUGAUCAGCGGAGGGAACAAAGCGUCUAUUGUCGACACAACGGCCUGCGCUGUCAACUGGGUGAAGACGUUGUACGACAGUGGUGCGAGGAACUUCAUCUUUCAAAACAUGAUCCCUUUGCAGCUCGUCCCCUUGUACGCUGCAUAUUCGUGGCCAAACCGUUUCUGGACAGCGCCACGCAACACCACGGAAUGGAGCGUCUUCAUGACAGAGUUGACGCUGUCUGGAAACGCCCUCUCGAAGCUGAUGCUGAAAGACCUGGCAAGCAAGUUACGAGGUGCUCAUAUCGCGCUCUUCGACUCCCAUAGUCUAUUUCAAGACAUGUUCGAUCAUCCAUCGCUAUAUUUAAACGGAACCGCACCUUUGAACGUCAAGGGAGCCUCGAAUACGUGUGUGUUCCCCUUGGACGGCACUCCAGGCACCCCGGUUUGCACCGCUACGCUGGGGACUGAUCGGGAUAGCUUCCUGUGGGCGGACGAGCUGCAUCCCAGCGAGCAGGCCGAUCGUAUCGUUGCGAGGGAGAUUGCGUCGGUCAUCCGGGGGAAGGCGAACAAGUGGACGACUUGGUUCAGUUAA
Molecule: messenger RNA, 945 nt
Organism: Pleurotus ostreatus (oyster mushroom)
Lineage: Eukaryota; Fungi; Basidiomycota; Agaricomycetes; Agaricales; Pleurotaceae
Exons: 4
Coding region: 1-945 (314 amino acids)
Molecular function (GO): hydrolase activity, acting on ester bonds
Source: RefSeq, a predicted model, not a curated record